AUGGAAUAUUAUUCGUUUGGUGUUAGUGGCGUUUUGAGUGUGGAGUGCGAGAGUAGUGGCGGUUUGAGUGUGGAGUGCGAGAGUAGUGGCGGUUUGAGUGUGGAGUGCGAGAGUAGUGGCGGUUUGAGUGUGGAGUGCGAGAGUAGUGGCGGUUUGAGUGUGGAGUGCGAGAGUAGUGGCGGUUUGAGUGUGGAGUGCGAGAGUAGUGGCGGUUUGAGUGUGGAGUGCGAGAGUAGUGGCGGUUUGAGUGUGGAGUGCGAGAGUAGUGGCGGUUUGAGUGUGGAGUGCGAGAGAAGUUGCUGUUGCUGUGCGAAUUUUUUAGAAAUACGUGAAAUACUCUAUUAUGGUUAA
Messenger RNA from Argiope bruennichi, 351 nucleotides. Its product is annotated as keratin-associated protein 5-10-like. Lineage: Eukaryota; Metazoa; Arthropoda; Arachnida; Araneae; Araneidae. The transcript has a single exon. Bases 1 to 351 code for a protein of 116 amino acids. The record is from RefSeq and is a predicted model, not a curated record.